AUGGAUUGUGACGAAGUUGCCUUACUAGCUCAAUGGAGAAAUUGUUGCCAUAAACCAAUUGUUUAUGAAGAAUUUGAAAAUAUUGAUGCUUCGAAUCACUUGAAAUUAGCACUGGGUCUGGUUUCCUAUGUGAUAGAUUCCAUAUUUCAUAUUCGACAAGGAGAAAUUUCAACAGCGUGUGAUGAUACUAUGCAUCAGUCUGAGCUUAAGCCCUAG
Phytomonas sp. EM1 is the source of this 216-nucleotide messenger RNA. NCBI's taxonomy places the organism in Eukaryota, Euglenozoa, Kinetoplastea, Trypanosomatida, Trypanosomatidae. The record is from the annotation of a GenBank genome assembly.